UAUAUGAUGUGUUUUUAUCGGGGUUGAAUGAAAUGUGUUAUUAGAUAUUUUAUGUUCAAAUAACAUAAAUGAAAAAAAGAACUCUAAAUAAACUUUUUAUUCGAUUUUCCUUAAUAGUACUUUUUUAUCAUGUAGUUUAGUGGUGGUAAUUUCAUCUUUUUUGGAUGAAUGGGAAGGGUUUUAUAGUAUAUUUGAGUUGAAUUGUUAAAAACGCUAAAUUGAAUGGUUGGACCACUAAGUCAAGAAUUUUCCAUCCAUACAACAUUUUUGUCUUUGGUGCAAUUGACUAAUAAAUAGUAAUACUUGUAGAUUCUACAUCUCAACGACUUUUGAACUAUCCUUUUAUGGCAUUUCAUUUCAUGGUUUGAUGAACUUUGAAGGAUCCAUUUCAAACACAAAAACCAAAAUGAAAGCUCUCACUACUUUUUCAUCACCUUACUUCAACUCUCAAGUUGAAAAGCAAUGGCCUCAAAGAUUUUCCUUGACUACAAAACCAAUGCAUCCAAGACAUUCAAAUGGCUGCAUAGUUAGAGCAACUUUGAAUACUAACACUAAAUCAAUUGACAUUCCUCAUCAAUGGUACAAUCUAGUAGCAGAUCUUUCAAUUAAACCGCCACCACCAUUGAAUCCCAAGACUUUUGAACCAAUCAAACCAGAAGAUUUGUCACCUCUUUUUCCUGAUGAGUUAAUCAGACAAGAAGUGACAACGGAUAGAUUCAUAGAUAUACCAGAUGAAGUUAUUGAUGUUUACAAGCUUUGGCGCCCAACUCCUCUCAUCAGAGCCAAGAGGUUGGAAAAGCUUCUUGAUACACCUGCAAGAAUUUACUACAAAUAUGAAGGUGUAAGUCCUGCAGGUUCACACAAACCGAACUCGGCUGUUCCGCAAGCAUGGUAUAACUUACAAGCAGGUGUCAAGAAUGUUGUGACGGAAACCGGUGCGGGACAGUGGGGAAGUGCAUUAGCCUUUGCUUCUAGCAUAUUUGGCCUUGGAUGUGAGGUAUGGCAAGUAAGCGCUUCUUAUGAUUCAAAACCAUAUCGAAGAUUAAUGAUGGAAACAUGGGGUGCAAAGGUACAUCCAUCUCCAUCUAUGAUCACUGAGGCAGGUCGAAGAAUUCUUCGAAACGAUCCAACAAGUCCAGGGAGUUUAGGCAUAGCUAUAUCAGAAGCUGUGGAAAUCGCUGCUAAGAAUCCCGAUACGAAGUACUGUUUAGGGAGUGUACUGAAUCAUGUUUUACUUCACCAAACUGUUAUUGGAGAAGAGUGCAUUAAACAAAUGGAAGCUAUUGGAGAAACUCCUGAUGUGAUCAUAGGUUGUACUGGUGGUGGUUCCAAUUUUGCAGGACUUAGUUUUCCUUUCAUUAGAGAGAAGCUUAAUAAGAAAAUUAAUCCUGUGAUUAGAGCAGUUGAACCUACAGCAUGUCCUUCAUUAACAAAAGGGAUAUAUGCUUAUGAUUUUGGUGAUACAGCAGGGUUGACUCCAUUGAUGAAAAUGCAUACACUUGGUCAUGACUUUGUUCCUGAUCCAAUUCAUGCUGGGGGGUUGCGCUAUCAUGGUAUGGCACCAUUGAUCUCUCAUGUUUAUGAGUUAGGUUUAAUGGAAGCGAUUUCAAUUCCGCAAACUGAAUGCUUUCAAGGUGCUAUACAGUUUGCAAGGUCUGAAGGGUUGAUACCAGCACCUGAACCAACUCAUGCUAUUGCUGCAACCAUUAGGGAAGCUCUUCAUUGUAGAGAGACUGGAGAAGCCAAAGUUAUUUUGACAGCAAUGUGUGGACAUGGCCAUUUUGAUUUGCCAGCUUAUGAAAAGUAUUUGCAGGGUAAUAUGGUUGAUCUCUCCUUCUCAGAGGACAGGCUGAAAGCUUCACAUGCCAAUAUUCCAUCAUUCUAGUAACAAAAGAGAAAAAAAGUCCUUUAGCACUCUUUCUAAAGCAUAUUGUGUAAAACUAUGUAGGUGGCUGUUGUUGAACUUUGGUUUAAAGUACAUGGUUGUAAGGGUCAUUUAUUUGCUCAAACAUUAAAAAGACAUCCAAGUCAAGUAUCAAGUGAACUAGAAACAUAUUGAUGUCUCCCUCUAGAGUGUUCUUUGGGACUCAAUCCAUGCCAAACUUUAGUCUCACUUUCGUUCAUUUAAGACAGAUUAUGAUGUUUGGAAAAGGCGAAAAAAUAUCUAUUUCAAUUAUGUGAA
Messenger RNA from Lathyrus oleraceus (garden pea), 2182 nucleotides. RefSeq lists its product as uncharacterized. Gene Ontology annotation, biological process: L-tryptophan biosynthetic process. Lineage: Eukaryota; Viridiplantae; Streptophyta; Magnoliopsida; Fabales; Fabaceae. Gene Ontology annotation, molecular function: L-serine hydro-lyase (adding indole, L-tryptophan-forming) activity; pyridoxal phosphate binding; tryptophan synthase activity. The record is from RefSeq and is a predicted model, not a curated record. The transcript is spliced from 5 exons. Bases 368 to 1885 code for a protein of 505 amino acids. Gene Ontology annotation, cellular component: cytoplasm.